AUUCAAUUGUAGUGUCGUUUUAAUUAAAUACGCAAAAUUGUGCGAAACUUUUAUUUUACUACCAUGAGAAGAUAACUCUGAUCAAAUUCUGAACGAAAAUGGCACCCGUUGAUCCUUUUACACUAUACGCUGUAGCAGCUGUUGCUAUAUUUAUAAUUAUUUGUAUUGUAACUAUUGUAUCAAAAUUUAAUUCAUGUAAGUUUAUUUCAUUAUAACGGAAAAUGGCACAGAUUUAAGGCUUAAAUGGAGUCUAAUAAAGUUCUGGGCAACUAAAUCUUUGUUUUUGGUUACGCCACUUUGGGACACACUCUUCCCACUUUUUUAACUUUAAAUUUAGCCUAAUAAUUUUAUUUUACACUUUAACUUUAUUAUAGUGGCAGUGUCUAAACAUCCGGCGAUCGGACAAAUAGUGGGGUAGAUAUUCAUCCGGGGGGCAUGUCUAAAUGUCUAGCUUUAUUUACUGUUCAUUGUCACUUUUCAUUGUCCAGACUAUAUUGAAUUUGUUGAAAUGAAGUAAACUCUGAUGGCUUAUCAACGGCCAUGUGAAAAGGCUGAUGGACAAGUAUUAUUGAAAUUUUUGAGCAACUUUGUUAUGGCAGUCAUGUGACUUGGUCGAAUAUAUAAUAUUGGGACUAAUAUCUCAAGAACUUAUUCGUCCGUUUGCCAGACAUGUAGAAACUUCACAUUAUAAUAUAGGCAUACUAUGCCUAAAAAUAAAAUUGUAUGACUAUAAAAAGAUAUAUUAUAGACGCCCUAGACCUCUUCUUCUUAUAUAUGAGGGGCCCACGAUCAAUUUGUUGAUCAUUCUGGCUCCUGGUUUGAAUUCAGAGUUUGCAUUCUCUUAGAUGGGUUGCCGUCCAAGGCUAACAAGUCCCAUCCACAGGGGGUGCUUUGGGAUGUUGGCUUUGAUGGGGAUUGAACACCAGACCACCAUCUAUUUGGUUUGAGACAGUUUAGACUGCUCGGCCACCCAGCUCACCUACUUAAAACAUUGACAGUUAUUACAUUGGUCAGGCUAUUCUCCUCAUUAUAAAUUAAUUCUGGUAAUCUACCACUUCAGCUAAUAGUAUAGUUUCAGAUGCCUUUGAAAUACAGUGUAUCCCAUAUGCUGGGUCCUUACCCAGUACGAGGUGCAACAAAAGCAUUAAUACUUGGUUCAUGAAAUAAUUCUUGAAAACCUAGGUAUUUUUGGGGGAAAUUUGUUGCUUUUUGUUGCAUAGGAAAUCCAAAACGUAAUUAGCAUUAAAGCGGAACUAGCAUGGCAAAUGUUUAGGUUAAUAAAUAGGAUCUGAUAAUUAAGUUAUCAUCGUUUUUCUCCAAAUCUGUUUAACAAAAAACAAAAAAACAACAAAAAAAAAUGGGAAUCAAAGUUCUUAUUAUUUAUUGAGACUAACAGGUUUCUGUUUGAUUACUUUACAUUUUUGUGAAAUGCUUUUUUUUACUGAAAUGUAUAAACUAAGGAAACGCUGGUCUAUGACAUAAGAUAUAGUAAUUUUUCAGGGCGAAAGAUUUUAAAAUAAACAAAAUAAAAACUAGUAAAUCUUGCCUAGGGCCUAAAUUUCAUAUAGUGAUUUUUAAACAUUUUCUUUAGUCUAAGGGCCAUUGGUAGAAAAAUUUUGAAACCUAGUCUCAGGGUAAUUUUUAUACCUAAUAAAAAGUCUUUUUUAAUUUAAAUUUUAAGAAAAAAAAUAAAGAGCUCUUACUGCUUUAAUCUCAGCUUCAGAAAAAGAUGUCAAGCCACCAAGAAAUGCCCCCAUACCGGCCCAAAUCGCUCCUGCAAGACAGGGACCACAAGGUGUUAGAAGAAGGGUGCGUGGAGCAAGGAUGAGAGUUGAAGAAGAUGACUCAGGUGAUAAUAAAGAAAAGCUCUUUUUUUUCCUUGAAUUUAUAUCUUUAAAUCUCUGAUUUUCUUACACAUAUUUAUUAAUGAUAUAACCAAAAUCUUUUAAAUUAUUUUGAACAGUUCAGUAUGAAUAGAUUUUAUAUUUAAUAUCAGUUGUUUAAAUUAUAUCAUGUAUGUUAUUAUUAUUAUUAUUUUAUUUUUUUUCAACAAACUCAUUUCUGGCUUUGCAAGAAGAAUCCAAUCUUAAGCAGGUUAUCAGUUUUUACAAUGAUUUCUUAACUGCUCCACACAGCAAGGUCAGACUGUUAUUACCAGUUGAAAUCUCUUUUUAGAACUGUCAAAACAACUCAUUUUGAGAACAAAGAAAACAAAAUUAAGAUGAUUAAAUUGUCAUCCAUUUGCAGAUGCAGAGGGUGAUGAGGAUGCUCCUGAUAUUCCCGAAGUUGAAGGAAAAGUUGGUGCUAAAAAGAUGAAAAAACUCCAGGAGAAAGCUGAAAGAAAAGCUAUGCGAGAAGUAUGUUACCACAGUGCAGUCAGUUGUUCAUUUCUUUAUGAGUCAAGUCAAGCUUAACUUUUAUAUGGAAACUAAACAUUUCCAGGAUUUAUUAAUUUUUUUUAUUUCCUGUUCCAAUGACCAAUUGUUUGUAAACCCAUGUUGAGACAAACAGGUGGACAUGGGAUUCUCUGGCUGUGCAUUAUAAUAUAUUUUUGGCCCUGUGACAGAUAAAAGAUUUUCAUUCAUACUGUCACUUCCAAUUUUAAAAAAAAAUAAAAAAUUAUUGACUCAACUGGUAUUUUUUAAUUUAGAACUUUUCCAUCCCCUUUAUGGUUCUUUAGCACAAAAAGUCGUUUUUUUAACCUUGAGAUUUCAAUAUUUUAUAGAAUUUUUUUUAUUUCUAAUUUUAUAGACUUUACUAGGAUAAUUGUUUUUAUUUUUUUGUUUCUGUUCACAUUUUGCUAGUCAUAAAGAAUGCAGUUUUUUUUUAAGAACUUAAUAUUUCAGAAUGAUAAUAAUAAUAUAAUAACUAAGCUUAAAAAUUUAAGAAAAAAAUUUAUGUCAAAUUUUAAAGAAAAAAAAAAUUAUGUUUUAUUAAUUUUCUCUACCUCUAAUUGCUUUUUUUUAAAGCAAGAAGAACGAGACAGGGAGGAGAGAAAGAAGAAAGAAAAAGAGCUAGAAGCACAGCGCAAGCAGCAAGAAGAAAUUGCAAAACAGGAAGCUGCUAUCCUGGUAACCAUUGUAUUGUAAUGUUAAACACUUUUGGAAAAUGUUAAUAUUAACAUCAUACCUGUCACAAAUAUGAAUAAAUGGGAGAUAAGGAAUAUGGUAGUUAUUUCUUAUACAAUAUACAGAGUAUUGGGACUUGAGGAGAGAAAACUGGCCAAUGAGGGUGGAGAGUGAAAGUGAAACAAUGGGGGAAGUUGAAUAAAAAUGGAUUUUUAAUCAAGAAGUUUGUAUGAGAAGAUUAAACAGAGGUCGUUGAUGUUUUAAAUGAAGAUUUAUAGUGUGUUGAAAUGUUAUCAAAUAAAGAAGAUUACCCAGAAGUUAGUAAUUGAAAUUCAUAUGAUAAGUUCCGUUUUCGGAUUUAUUUUUGUGAGAAUUAUCUUUUAUUGUGAAUGACCUUGAAUUAGGGUAAUAAAACGGUCCCUAUUUGAACCUCUGGCCUCUGGUAUGAUUUAUGACGAAAUUGUGUAGUGACAAUGCCUUCAUUUUCUAUAGGGGUGUGCCGGAUCCGUUUUUUCCAACCGGAUCCGGAUUUUCUUAUGCGAAAUCCGCCGGAUCCGGAUUCCGGUUUCUCCCGUAUUCCGGAUUUUGGUACUAUUGGUAGAUACUUCGGUAAGUCAAGGUGGACUACUACUUUUUGUGUAUGGGAAUUCGCAAUCGGCGCCAAAAAAUCCGAGUUUUUAAUUUUCCGAUGUGUGUGUCUAUUUAUUAUUAAAUUAGUACUUUCGAUAUAUAUUUGAGUUCCGUUCCAUUUGGAUAAGUGUCUUACGAGAGACGCCAUGUUUCUACGCGUUCGCAGCAGGUCAUGCAGCUCGCUCAACCUAAUUUCGCCAUGGGGUUGGCCACGCCCCCCUUUUUAAUGGCGGAAGUUGACGAUACUUAGGAAAUAUUAAUUUAUUAUCACUAUUUACAUCAAAAUAAUUGAUAACUUGUGUUUCAGAAUGCAUUUAAAGACAUUUAAACUGGAAUGUUUUAAUUUGAGCUUUAACAACCCGGUAGAAUCCAUAUUAUAAAUGAUCAGAAUUUACCGUGUGCAACACGUUGUCAUUGGCAACCAUUCACAGCCACUUGCAUAACUGUAUCGUAGUACUACCUCAGAGUUUCAUUCAUAAGAGUUUGCCGUGUGCAAAAACUAUUAAACCAUUGGUCAGGGAAAGCUUUAAUUAAUUAUUCAUGUGCCAAAGUUGAAAGUUUAAACUAAGUCUAAACAGUAUUUUAGUGAUAAGGCAGGGAAUGCGUUGCCUUAUAUAAACUAUAUAGUCAUUGCGCAUGACGGGAUUGGUGGAAUGAGAUCACAGAAUGUGGAGAUGCAGUCCAUGUUAAAAAAUGACAAACCAAGUCGUACUUUAAAAAUUCAUAACUUUAAAACUACAACAGCUAAAAAUAUGAUUUUGGUGUUAUAAUUCUUUAAAAAAUUACAUCUUUUCAACUAUGCCAUUGGUUUAUUUUUACAAAAAGUUUAAAUUUUCUUAUCAAAGUCCCUACACUAUUGGCCACUAUUAGCGGUGCUGACUCUAGCCUCUGGUAUGUACGGAAUAUUAAACAUUAAACAAGCUCAACGCUCGAAACAAUCGAUUAAUGUAUCGUGAUCGUGUGGAAUUCGGGAAAGAGAAUUACUUUUAUUUCAGAUUAUGAUCCGGUGAGUCACAAAAUCUGGCAAAUUCCGAAAUCCGGUAUAUUCCGGAUUCCGGAAUCCGGUUGUUCCGGAUACAUGUAAAUCCGGCGGAACCGGAUUUCACCGGAUAGUGCAAAAUCCGGCGGAACCGGAUUCCGGACCGGGGUCCGGCACACCCCUAAUUUUCUAUAAAGUGCAUUUUGCUGACCAAGUUAACACAUGGUCACAUAUGGUAUAUGCUUGAUUGUUUAAAUCAUGAGCCAGCCCCCCCCCCCUCCUCCCUCCCCCUUAAGAUUUGGAUGAGGAAAAUCUGAAAAGUGAAUAACCCGCUGAUAACCUAAAUCCAUAAAACAAUAUGCCAGUGUGAACUAGACGGUUUCAAAGUAUAUUGAGGAUGAUAUAUUGGCUACUUCUUUGUUUUUAUGUUAUGCGUUUAACGAAAUGUGAAAGUGAUUGAAUAAAAAUUUGUUUGUUCAAAUUUUUUUUUUAUUUCAGGGAACAUAUUAAUUAAAUUAAAAAUUCAUGAAAGUGCAGAUUAUAAUUUUUCAAGCUUCUGGUAAUAUUUUCAAAACUUGUAGAGGGUACUUUAGACUAGGACAUCAGUGACAUACCUACUAUAACAAUUUAAUUAUUCAUUUUCACCUGGAGAAAAUUUUGAAAAUCCCCUAUGACCCCCCUCAAAAAUUGGGCACCCCACUCAAUUAAAAUCCUGAAACAUUUCAAAACAAGUUGGCUUUAGAAUCAGCAUCUGUUUUAAAAUUUUUGUUGGAAAUGAUUUGAAAUAGUUUCUUUUUUUAUUUAAAUAUUGUUUAUCCUUAGCAUGGGAUGAUUACCAAGGGUUUAUUCAAUAAUGAGUAUGCAGGGGACUUGUCAGUCCUAUUUGUACCCAGAGAGCUUACCUGCAUGUAGGAUACACAUGUUUUCAGGUCCUGUUAGGAUUGGAGUAGAUUCUGUUUUUUUAAUUGCUGUGUGCUUUCUUUGGGUGUUAGCAGUGCAUUUACUCUCAGAGGAUUGUACUCCCAACAGUGAGACCGCCUCGCCAGCUUUUACGAUCCAUGGCAAGUGUUGACCACAAAUUUUGGUCCAUGGAUUAAAGUGAAUUUUUUAUCCAGUUUUUUUAACAUGUCCCUUUGGAGAUUUUACUGAACAUUAGUUGUUUAGGAAGUCUGCUGUGUGGCAUUCUUGUAACAAGCCCCUCCCAUUCGGUUUGUCCUUUUUGUAGGAGCAUCGGCAUGCUGAUCAAGUCAACCCGUUGUAGGACUUCUGCAUCUCUUCUGUUGACUGUCCUGCCACCUUAAGCCCAGAAGUUUGCAUAGACAGAUUAGGUCACUGUCCAAGCCAGCAUAUUGCAAAUUUUAAUAUAAUACAAUUUAAAUAAGUCAAUUGUCAACAUUCUUUAUUAAUAUCAUUAUUUUAAAAGUUUCUGAUUUUUUCCCAAGGAAGAGGAGGAGAGAAAAAAGAAAGAGGAACAAGAGAGAAUAGAACAUGAGGAAUACCUAAAAAUGAAGGAAAUGUUUUCGGUGGAAGAAGAGGGUGAAGCAGACCAGGAUGCUGAUCUAAAUGUAAGCAGGAUUUGUACAGAAAAUCUGAUCGGCUUAGGAAGGAAUUUUAUAUUCACUUUUAAACUAGCCAUAUCUGAUUACAACUACUUGUGUACAAAAAUGACAAAUGGUUAUAUACCUUUGACCAAGAAAAAUGGAUCAGAUAUGAAGCUAAUUAAAUUAUGUAGAGUUUUCAUCAAGAUCACAGUUGUUAUUUAACUGUCAUUUAAAAUAUAUAACUGUGCAUUUCAUUGAUCAAAUAAUUUUUUAACGAAAACCUUGUGUUUGUCUUGAUAUCAGAGUGUUCAAUUAUUUAAGUUAUUUUAAGUUGCAACCUACUGAUAAAAAGUUUCUCGUAAACUAUAUCUCCUUUAUACUUUCACCUUUCUCAGAGUGAAUCUCUACUGGGAAAGUUCAUCACAUACAUCAAGGUAAUGUUUGAAUGCGUUUCUUGAGUUUAUUUAUUUAUUUUUUUUUCUGUUGCUGUAGUUAUUCAAAGCAUUUUAAAUAUGUAUCUCUCAAAACAGAGGAGAAGACUGACAUUAAUACAGCUUUGUGUUGGGAAUUUCCAUAAAGCUAAACUUACAAGGGGAAAAGCUAUGUUAAGAUUGAAAUUAUUUUCUGUGUUUUACUUUAAAUAUUUCUGUGCGUCACUUGUUAAGUGCAUUGGUAUGUAUGAUAUGCAGUAUAAUCUAUAAACUACAAUAGUAAAAAUAUAGAUGCAGGAUUUUUCUAAGUGGUUAUUUAACAUGAUUUAGUGGAGGUUAUAUAACAGGGUUUAUGCACUAACCCAAGUCCGUGGAAAUGCAGCCAGUUUUUUUAUCACAGAUUGAAUUCUUAAGUUUGAACCCUCGUGCUGUUAAGUCCAAACCUCAUUUUUGUCUGUGACUCUUAAAAUAGAAAAAUAUUAUUUAAAAAAAUAACAACAUAAAAGUAAUAUAAAAAUGUGUGUAGAAUCAUUUCAUGGAGUGAAACCUUAAAUUGACAUGUAUUUUACUGUGUGUAGGUAGACUCUAUAUAAGUUGAACACUAUGGUCUAAUAAAUAGAAACAUGGUUUCAGAUAAAUUUCUUAGUGAGCUCUCAUAGUUAGCACACAAAAAUGUUCCCCUCUGUGAUGUUAAAAUAAUCAAGACACCCACAAAGAUAUAAAAGUUUGCUAAACACUGAUCAGGAACUGGAGUCUUCACGGAAACCUCCACAUUGUCCAGUACUUUGGUCAUUAACUAGGGAGCAUCCUGUGUUACAUUGAGAUUACUCAGUGCUAAACACUGCACGGGCAAUGUAGAACAAGUGAUGUUCCUCAUCAGGUUAAAUUCAUUAAAUUUUGUUUUUUUUUAAUUAAAUAAAUCCCAGGAAACCAAGGUGGUAAUGCUGGAGGAUUUGGCCGGCCAUUUUAAACUCAAUGUUCAAGAUGUCAUCCAACGGGUCCAAGACUUGCAGACAGAGGGACGCCUGACGGGCGUCAUAGACGACAGGGGCAAGUUUAUUUACAUCACCAUGGAAGAGCUGGAGGCGGUGGCCCGUUACAUCCGACAAAGCGGGCGGGUCUCCAUCUCAGACCUGGCCGCCUCCAGCAACCGCCUGAUCAAUUUAGAUCCGGAGACCUCGUCGAUAGCUCUGAAAAUGGCGACCGAAGUGACGGAAAUGGUGGGAACGGAAGAAGUGGCUGUGAAUUAAUUCAGUUUGCUACAGGUGUAACUUAUUCUCUAUCUAUGUUAAAAUUAUGCUAAAAGUAAAUAUAAUGUUAUAUAUAAUUG
Molecule: messenger RNA, 7979 nt
Organism: Lymnaea stagnalis (great pond snail)
Lineage: Eukaryota; Metazoa; Mollusca; Gastropoda; Lymnaeidae
Source: the annotation of a GenBank genome assembly